Molecule: messenger RNA, 966 nt
Organism: Aureobasidium musti
Lineage: Eukaryota; Fungi; Ascomycota; Dothideomycetes; Dothideales; Saccotheciaceae
Source: the annotation of a GenBank genome assembly
AUAUCCAAGAUGGCGUCGCUUACCAGACGCCAGGUAUCGGUCAUCUUGAGCGUCCUUUAUCUUGGAGCGUUGACUGCAAUGGCAGCAUAUGCCGUACACCAAACCUCAACACUCUCAUUGCCUAUUCCCUCGUCUCUCACAACUCUCGCACUCGCACUCCCACCAUUCGCAGGCCUGUGUAUGGAAACCAGUACUGCGCUUGCAUCUUCACUGGCUCAACACCCGAAACUUCGACACCGUCAUGCACGCAACUUUCCCGCCGUCCUUCUACCCUCGACCUUGACUAUCCUCGGCUUGCUGGUCUAUAUCACAGUAGUCGCAACACUGAGCGGCACCCAUAUCUCGCCUGUUGGUGGUUUAGGCUGCGCAUUGAGGGAGAAAUGGCAGAGCAUGUUUCAUGAGAAGAAUGCUGGCAAGAUCAAGAGAAUCCAAGAGGCUUUCGAUUGCUGCGGCUUCAGAAGCGUGCGAGACAUGCCUUUCCCAUUCCNNCCUGGUCACGGAGUCACUGUCGAUACCUGUUCGCAGCGUUUCGAUCGUCACGUUGGCUGCGAGGGUGCCUGGAGAGACAAGGAGAGAACAGUGGCUGGUCUUAUGAUUGGCGUCGCAGUGGGCGUUUUCGUUUGGGUGGUGCGUAGGCUCUAUUCCUGCCAUUGCUCGCUCACACUAACCUUGAAUAGGNCUGUUAUCAUCGUGACGCCAGCAUUGCAUCCGACAUGGGCUCACGAGAGCAUGCGCCUACCUCACCGCGUCAUUGAAGAGGAGUCCGAUGCAGCAAACAGAGUCAUCGAAUACCCUGCUCAGCGCUACACAGAUGAUCCCGAAGGAGGCAACACCGAUGCCCGUCGCGAGAUUGACGGCCUGAACAACGACUCUAGGCUCGCAUUGCAGGUGGAGAGCUCGAGAGAUCAUCCCAGCAAGAUGCUGGCAGAUCAGGGUGUGUGGAGAGCUGAGGAUGGCAGAACUUGA